ACCAAGAGGAAAUAAAAAAGAUGAAGGACAGGUUGGAAAAUGAACUGGUUAAAGUCAUUCGAAAGGACAACUUUGAAAUUACUGUUGUCACUUUGGACUAUGGGAUGAAAAACAAGGACCCCAUCAAUACCACAUAUUUCUACACUAAGGCUAACCCUACUGAAGCAUUCAAGAUUCCCAGAGAACAGGUGUCCAAGCUUCUCCCAGUGUGCUUUGCUGAGAAGAUCCUCAGAGUUUACUGUAAGAACUCAGCCAGUCUGAGAGAUGCUAAGUUCUGCUUUCAAAGCUGGUGUCACGAAAAUGACUUUCUAACUGAGGAUCGAGACAGAGCAACUCCAUGAAAUGAAGAUGUGAAACACUGAGAAAUGUAUUUUUUUGUGUUACUGCAGAGAUUUAAAAACAGGUAAAUCAGCAAACUAAAGUAGUUUGAUGAAUAAAAU
This is a messenger RNA of Oreochromis niloticus (Nile tilapia), 440 nucleotides long. RefSeq names its product deoxynucleoside triphosphate triphosphohydrolase SAMHD1-like. Bases 21 to 341 code for a protein of 106 amino acids. The record is from RefSeq and is a predicted model, not a curated record. The transcript has 5 exons. Gene Ontology annotation, cellular component: nucleus. Gene Ontology annotation, molecular function: dGTPase activity. Gene Ontology annotation, biological process: dGTP catabolic process; regulation of innate immune response; defense response to virus. Lineage: Eukaryota; Metazoa; Chordata; Actinopteri; Cichliformes; Cichlidae.